AUGUUGGAAACAGACCAUCUACAGACCAUUACAAAAGAAAUCGUCAGAACAGAUCCUCAGUCAAAUAUCAUAUCUCGUCCCACCCAACAAAGAAAACAGAACAGAUUAGGGCCUUAUUUACUAUUGCGUACACUAGGCGAAGGAGAGUUUGGCAAAGUCAAAUUAGGAAUGCAUAUUGAGACUGGUCAAGAGGUUGCUGUCAAGCUUAUAAAGAAGACUAUAGUAGAUAGCACGUGUAGAGCUAAUAAGAUUGAGCGUGAGGUGUCUAUUCUAAAGUCUCUCAAUCAUCCAUUUAUUGUCAAAUUGGUGCAUGUGGUUGAGACGGAUAAGCAUAUUGGGAUUAUCUUGGAAUAUGCAUCGGGCGGAGAGCUAUUUGAGUACAUUUUUGCUCACCGUUACCUUAAAGAGAAAGAUGCCCAAAGACUAUUUGCACAGUUGAUAAGCAGUGUGCAAUACAUGCACCAGAAGAAGAUCGUCCAUCGAGAUUUGAAGUUGGAAAAUCUUUUGCUCGACCGCAACCGGAAUGUGAUUGUCACGGAUUUUGGAUUUGCGAACCAGUUUGAAGACAACGACGAUUUGAUGUCUACCUCUUGUGGAUCACCAUGCUACGCUGCACCCGAAUUGGUGGUGACGGACGGACUCUACACGGGAUCAGCCGUCGACAUCUGGUCGUGUGGAGUGAUCCUAUAUGCCAUGCUCUGCGGCUACCUUCCCUUUGACGACGAUCCUGCCAAUCCAAAGGGUAACAACAUAAACCUCCUCUAUCGCUACAUCCUAUCGACACAACUAGCGUUCCCAAUACAUGUGGGUCCA
Molecule: messenger RNA, 813 nt
Organism: Phycomyces blakesleeanus NRRL 1555(-)
Lineage: Eukaryota; Fungi; Mucoromycota; Mucoromycetes; Mucorales; Phycomycetaceae
Exons: 5
Biological process (GO): microtubule cytoskeleton organization; intracellular signal transduction; protein phosphorylation
Cellular component (GO): cytoplasm
Molecular function (GO): ATP binding; tau-protein kinase activity; protein serine/threonine kinase activity
Source: RefSeq, a predicted model, not a curated record